Messenger RNA from Perca flavescens (yellow perch), 1618 nucleotides. Its product is annotated as probable assembly chaperone of rpl4. The record is from RefSeq and is a predicted model, not a curated record. Lineage: Eukaryota; Metazoa; Chordata; Actinopteri; Perciformes; Percidae. Gene Ontology annotation, cellular component: membrane. The transcript is spliced from 11 exons. Gene Ontology annotation, molecular function: phosphatidylinositol binding; protein binding. The coding region runs from base 166 to 1425 and encodes 419 amino acids. Gene Ontology annotation, biological process: determination of ventral identity.
UUGUCCACUACCUCUCUCCGUAGCAGCCACACAGUCACUGCUUAGGGCAUGCGCACUGCACUUGUAGCGCAACUGAGCUUGCUUUCCACGCGUGUAGAUUCACACUUUGUGAAAAGUCUGUUUAGAAGACAAAUUGUGAAAAUAUAAGCUGUAUUUUUCACUACUAUGGGAGGUCAGGCAAAGGGAAAAAAGAAAAGCAAGCCGAAGAGGAAGGAGAACCGCCCAAACACAGAUGCAGGGUUUGUUGGAUUAUCACCUCAAGAAAGGAUGAAACUAAGAGUACAUGAAAAAGCCAAGAAGAAGACAGCUGAGAAGUACUCUGUGCAACAGUUACUAGAGAAGACAGAGGAAUGCAUGGACAGUUUUGACUUUGAGAUGGCUGGUCUUUUCUGUCAACGAGCCCUGGAUGUGGACUCCACCAACCUGCUAGCUCUAGACAUGCAGGGACACAUCUGCUCUGAACUAGGAGACACACAGAAAGCUAAAGGAGCUUUUCUGCGUGCAGUGGAGCUGAGCCCAGAUGUAGGCCACAGUAAGUACAUGUACCUGGGACAAAUCCACACAGGCCAGGAGGCUGUGGACUUCUACACUAAAGGAAUACAAGUCCUUCUGUCGGCUUUGGACAAACAAGUACAGACCACACAGGCUCAGGCCGGAGCUGCUGCCCCACCAGAUGAGGACACAGAGCUCCCCACAGCAAAGGAUGUUUGUGUAGCCUACUGCUCCAUGGCCGAGAUUUACCUAACAGACCUCUGCAUGGAAGAGGGAGCUGCAGACAAGUGCAAAGAUUUCAUUGAGAGAGCAUUACAGUAUCGCCAUGACAACCCUGAGGCUCUACAGCUCAUGGCAAGUUACCUGUUCAGUACAGAGAGAAACCAGGAAGGCAAAGAAUACCUGUUGAAGAGUGUUGCAUUGUGGCUACCUGCCCAGAAACAGAGUGCAGCGUCUUCCAGCACAGAGGAAGACAUGCAGAAUGAGAUUCCACCGUACGAGUCUCGCGUCACCACAGCCAAACUGCUCAUUGAGUCUGAGGAAUAUGAGACGGCGGUAGAUGUGCUGGAGGGUCUCCUGGAGGAGGAUGAUGAGGUCGUCCAGGUUUGGUAUCUCUCCGGCUGGGUGUGCUACCUCCAGUUUGAAAAAGCAAAGGAGCAGCAAGAAAGAGAGGGAAGAGAAGUGAUGGAGGAGGACACGGAAGAGUGGAAGGCAUUGAAGGAGGCGGGCAGAUCAUACCUGACCAAUACUAAGAAGCUGUACAGUAAGCUGCGAUGUGAUGACCAGCCAAUGUUGGAGCAUGUGGACCAGCUGCUAGGCGACCUGGGUGGAGAGCUGGAGGGAGAGGAGGGAGAUCCAGUCUUGGAUGAAGACUAUGAACCCUGUAGUGAUGAGGAGGAGGAGGGUAAUGCAGAGGCACCCAUGGAACACUGACCACAGCCCCCUUGAUUGUAUUCUGCGAUUUAUCCCCCCAUCAUCAUGUUUCCCUCUAGUUAAAAUGUUCUAGCGCACUCUCUGAAGUGCCUUUUGUUUCUGACUAUCCUUUCACACCAGUUUAUCAAAGAUGAAAUUUGAAAUCAGGUGAGAUGCACAAAAAGAGUGGCAUUAAAAGCUACAGUCUACUCAA